Molecule: messenger RNA, 732 nt
Organism: Acanthosepion pharaonis
Lineage: Eukaryota; Metazoa; Mollusca; Cephalopoda; Sepiida; Sepiidae
Source: the annotation of a GenBank genome assembly
AUGUUUAAACAUGAUCUUUCUUCGCCCGUCCCUUCUUGCUUUUUUUCUUUCUUCCUUUCUUUCUUCUUUCUUUUUUCUUUCUUUCUUUCUUUCUUUCUUUUACAUCUUUACUUUCUUCCUUUUAUUCUUAAGAAUAAUUUUCUUUUCUUUUACUUUCUUUAUUUUUUGCUUCUUUCUUUCAUCUUUCCUUCUUUCUCUUCUUUUCUUUCAAUUUCUUUUUUUCCUCCGUCUUCUUCAUCGAAUUCCCCUUUUUUCCUUCUUUCUAUAUUUCAUCCCUUCUUUCCUUCCUUAUUUUUCUCCUAUUCUCUCAUUUUCGUGUUCAUUUAUUUCGAUUUUAUCAUUCUAAUACAUGUCCCUUUUGUCUUUUCUUCAUUGUUGUUUUUUGUUCUUUUUACCUCCUCCUCCUCCUCCUCUUUCGUGUUUCUCUCUUUCUGUUUUUUUUCUCUAAAUUUCAACUUUCUUUCGUUUUUUUCUCUUAAUUUCGACUUACUUCCUUUUUUUCUUUUCUCUCUCCCUCUCUUUCCAUAUGCUUUAUCCUUUUCCAUCCUCUUUCAUAUCUUUCUUUCUUUCUUUCUUUUUUCUUUAGCCUUCCUAAGUCUUCUUUACUUUUCCUUCCUUACUCUUUCUUUUGUCUUCAUAACGCUUUCUUUCUUUCUUUCUUUCUUUCUUUCUUUCUUUAUAACUUUUUCUUUCUUUCCCUUUCGCUCCUUACUCUUUCUUUUGUCUUCAUAA